AUGAAAUUAUUUUUUUUAGUUUUAUUAAUUAUUUUUAAUUCUUCUAUUAUUCAUUCAUUUAAAAUCAAUUUUAAUGAACAUAACAACAAUAAUAAUAGUGGUAAAUAUGUUUACAAACAAAAUUUUCAACCUAGAGAUACCAAAUGUCAGAAUCAAGUAAUUGGUGAAGCAUAUGUAGUAACAGGUGAAUGUAGUGUUGGAAGAUUAUAUGAAUGUAUUAAAGGAAACACUGCCAUUAGUUUUAAAUCAUGGAUCAAUGUAAAUUGUACAGGAGAACCAAUAUCACACAAUCAAAUACCAGUUAACACAUGUACAAAAGACGAUCAAACAUUGUAUUCAUGUGUAGAUAGCUUAAAUUUACCAACUUCAAAUUCAAUUAUAAAUAUUAUUUCAAAUGACUGUGAUUGGAAAAAUUCAGCAAUCGAGUUUGAUAUCACAUAUACAAAUAUUUGUCAAGAGAAUGUAUAUCCAUGGGAGUUUAGUUGCAAUCAAACUGUUAUGGAAACAAAAAUUUACAAAACCAAUAAUGGAACUUGUACCGGUGCACCAAAUGAAGUUUCAUUUACAAAUAUUUCGCAAUGUAAAGAAAACCCAGCACACAAAAAAUUAAAUUUUAUUUGUAAUGAAUAA
This is a messenger RNA of Dictyostelium purpureum, 630 nucleotides long. RefSeq lists its product as uncharacterized. The record is from RefSeq and is a predicted model, not a curated record. The coding region runs from base 1 to 630 and encodes 209 amino acids. The transcript has a single exon. Lineage: Eukaryota; Evosea; Eumycetozoa; Dictyosteliales; Dictyosteliaceae.